This is a messenger RNA of Stegostoma tigrinum, 11115 nucleotides long. RefSeq names its product microtubule-associated protein 4-like. Gene Ontology annotation, biological process: neuron projection development; microtubule cytoskeleton organization. The transcript is spliced from 20 exons. The record is from RefSeq and is a predicted model, not a curated record. Lineage: Eukaryota; Metazoa; Chordata; Chondrichthyes; Orectolobiformes; Stegostomatidae. Gene Ontology annotation, molecular function: microtubule binding. Bases 166 to 5076 code for a protein of 1636 amino acids. Gene Ontology annotation, cellular component: neuron projection.
AUUAGGUUGAAGAGAGAGGACCUUUAGCGGUCGCGCAGAUUCAAUUCUCAAGGCUGAAAACGACAGUAAGGAAAGAAAUUAAAAUAAAGUUGAAGGACAAAAAAAAGUUUUUAAAAAGACAGUAGCAAGAUUUCCGCUCAUCAAAACGACACUGCUGUGCUUAGGAUGGCCGACUUCGAUCUGAUUGAUGCACUACAUGAAAGUUCUCCCAGUGUCGAACCAGAAGUGAAGAGAGAUUUCAUUGCUUCUCUGGAGGCAGAGAAAUAUGAUGAUGUUGUUGGAGAAAGUGUGACAAAAGAAAGUUAUGUUCCACUGCUGGAUGAUGAGACAAAAUCCCCUCCUUCAGAGGCUAAAGAGAAUGCUAUGGUGUGCUUACAUGGAGAGGCAGCACCUGAACAAAGUGGGGGAAAAUUGACAGAAUGUGAGUGUGUGCAUAGUAUGAACUUUAAAUCGGGGAAGCAAAUGGAAGCCUUACUAAUAGGCCCUGGAACACAGGAGGAACCAGCAGAGUUGCCAAAUGGAGAGCCUGGUGUUGGAAAAGCUGAUGGCACAGAAAUACACAAAAGUCCUCUGGGUGUGGAGCCACUGUCUUUUGGCCACGAUUAUUACGUAGAAGGGGCAACAAUGGAGACCAUUUCACCUUCAGCACAGAUAGGCACAGAGCCUCCCUUCAGCACCCUUGGCACUUUGGAAAGACCUGAUAUCAAGGAGCUGUCUACCUUGGACAUGAUGUUACCUCCUGGACAUGACAUGAAAGGUGCAACAAUGUCUUGUCCAACACUUCACCUGAACUCUCCAGCCAAAGUUGCGGAAGAUCUGUCAUUUGAAGAAAAGAGAACCUCGGAAUGGGACCCACUUGGAGAGACGGCUCCUCCUCAAGAACAAAUGUUUGAUUCCACAUGGCAAGCCACAGAUUCUAUGGCUACAGUUACAGCACCCUUAGCAUUUGAAGAAGACCUUUGGGUUAAUCAGGAGGACGUAACAAAUAGCAGCACCACACUUUCACCAGCAGAACAAGAACCGAGUACAGAACUCUCAGGAAAUCUGAUGCCUGAAGUAAACUUAUGGGAAAAAGAGGCAUGGCUAACUGAUUUACCAACCAAACCAGCUCAACAGCACAUGGAGCCCACACCAGAAGUAACAGAAGAAUGUGGUGUGCCAUUGAUCAGCCUGCAUCAAGUUGAAUCAUCUUCCCACCCUGUAGACCGUUGUGACCCAGAUCUGAAUAAUGCUCGUUUAAUGGAUGAUUGCUUGCCAGUUUCAAACAUAGCGAAGACCACUGCUGCAGUUGAUACUCCACUGCAGACACCUACAAAAUAUUCACCAAGCAUUCCCCAACAAGAGAACUUGAGCUGUGAUGCAAGACUUUCUCCAUCCACUGAACCAUUUUUGCCAGCCUGUGGGAAUUUUGACUCAUCAGUGGCUGCUAUGGAUCUUAUUAACAACACCACAGGGUUUGCUGUCUCACCUACAGAAACUCCAUUACUGGAGCGAACCCCUGGGAAAGUUAAGCUUGCAGAGGAAAUUGCACAGCAUGUAGGAUCUCCAGCAGGAAAAGUGUCUGUCGAGAAGAAAAAGAAAAAGAAAAAGCGUUCACAUCCAAAAGGAGCCCAACUUCCUCCAAUGGACAUGCAGGCUAAAACUAAAGAGGUUCAAGCAACUGUUUCUGACCAGCGACUGCAGGGGCUACCUGGACAGACAGAGAAACGUAAGGAAAACGUAUUGAACACUGAGGGGGCAUGUAAGGAGGCAUCAGGGGUACAAGUAAAAGCCCAGCAGGUGGAUAGUGUGCAAAAUCCAAGCAAUAUUUGGGCUUCUGAAAGCUCGGAGAGUGAACUAGUACGUUCACCGCUGUAUGACACAGAACCUUCAGAGAGUGAUGUAAGGGCUGUUGUUGAGAGCCAAACAAGCGGGGAAACUCUUGCAGACAGCCAGUCACAAAUGGAGACAAUAUCAGAAGUCGAAUGGACAUGCAGAGAAGUUGCCUCACCUGGGUUCCUCCAGACACCCAAGAUGGAAGAGAAAGUGGAACACUGUCUAGAACUUGAGGAUGACAAUAUCACUUCACCCAACUCUCAGAAUAAGACUGAAGUAAGCAAGGUAGCUCCACAGACUCCUCCGGAAUUAGAUGGCAGAAAAUAUACUCCUUCUGAGUCAGAAGAAAUACCAGAAAUGAAGGAGAUGGAAGGGCCUAGUCUAGCACAUAUAAAUAAAGAACCUACUUCUCCUGGGUCAAAGCACAUGUUUGAGUUGAAUGAAAUGACAGGACAUGAGGCUAGCCAAAUUAUUGCCCCUAGGUCACAGUCACCCUUUGAAGCAAAAGAAGUGGCACAGACCCUGGUGAAAAAUGAAAGUGGCGAAAAUAUUUCCCCUGAUUUACAGCAAACGUUUGAGGUAAAAAAUAUGACAGAGACCCUUACAGAAAAUGCAGAGAGAGAAGCUUCUCUCCUUGAGUCACUGAAAGUGCAUGAGGGAAAGCAGAUAGAGUCUUUGUCAGAGCGUGUGGCUGGACUGACUACACCCCAUCAAUCAGGGCAAAUGUGUAGGUUGAAUGAGAUAGCAGAGGGCCCUGUCAACCAUGUGAAUAAAGAAGCAACUUCCCCCGAAUCUAAUAAAAUAUCUGAAGUGAAGGAGAUGACACAGAUCUGUCUGAAUCAUCAUAGUAGGGAAUCAGGCUCCCUUGGGUUAAAAGAAAGUCCUGAGGUGAAAGACUUGGCAGAAACCCCUUUUGCACAAGUGGGUACAGAAACUGCUCCCCCCGAUUUAGACAUUUCUGAAAAAAAAGGGGUAGUUGAUAUUUCUGUAGAAAAUUGCGUUAGCAAAAUUGCCCCAGUUGAAGAACAGAAGUCUGAGGUAGAAAUGUUGGUUGAGAGUUCGCUAUGUUGGAGCAGAGAAACUGCUCCCUCUGAGUUGCAGCAAAUGUCUGAAGUAAAUGAGACGGCAGAGGAAGCUUUAGAAUGUUGGAACAGGGAAAUUUCUCUUCCUGACUCACAACAAAAAUCUGAGGUGAAGGAAAUAGUGGCAAGUCCUCCAGAAGGUCCAAGUAAGGAAACUGGUUCCCCACAGCUGAAGCAAACAUCUGAAAUGAAGGAGCUGAUGGAAAGUCCUCUAAAAUGUCCAAAUAAGGAAACUGAUUCCCCAGAGAUGCAGCAAACAUCUGAGAUGAAGGAGGUUAUGGAAAGUCCUCUGGAAUGUCCAAACAAUGAAACUGAUCUCCCAGAAGCUCAGCCAGCCUCUGAGGUAAAUGAGAAGGGCCCUGUGGAAUGUCAAGAGGGUUUUCCAAAGGGCACUGACCAAGUCCCUUUGUCUUAUUCAAAACUCAAAGCACACAAACUGUUGGACGAAAAUGAAGAACUAGGUUCAAAGCCAGCUGUGAGAAAAGAAGCAGGGCCUAAAGCCCCCCAAAAACGAGGAUUCCCUAAAGGUGCUUCACAAAGAGAAACUGGAGCAAGAAUACCUUCUGAACAGCACAGAGCUAUAAAGACAUCAAUGCAACCAAAGGUAAUGAAGCCUCCCAAUCAGCGUCAGAGGGAUGUUAAACCACUUGAGCCAGAGAAGAUUGGUGAAGCAAACAUACAGUCUGAUCAGGAAGGAUGUCUGGAUGAAAGUCCUCAACAAAAUGAAGCCAAACCUGAAGAACCAUCAGCAGAAGGCAUGGUUGGAACAGAAAGUGCCGUAACUUCCAAAGAGCGUCCAUUGAGCACAGACACAAAGGGGAAGACGGGCACAUCGGCUGCAAAGAUUUCACCAACCAAAAGUAAGCCACAGCCACCAGCCUCCCUUAAGCGACCUGCAGCAGCUGCUACAAGCCCCAAUAAAAAACUUGUUACAUCCACUUCAGCUACAACAGCAGCUUCUACUUCUAAGCGAGCUUCUUCUAGCCUGGUGCGGCCUUCCUCUGCGACCGCCAAAGAUGCGAAACCAAAGGCAACUGAGGCUAAGAGUCCAGUGAAGCUCCCCUCAACUAGACCAUCGUCUGCAGGUGUGACAAAAACAGCUAGCAACGCUACUGUUAAGAGCAGUACAACGUCAUUGCAAAAAUUGUCAACUGCUCCUGGGCCCGCUCAGAGAAACAACAUGCUCUCCAACCCUAAAAGGCCAACGUCUAUCAAGACUGAACCCAAAUCUGCAGAGAUGAAGAAGUCUCUGUCUGCAAAAUCACCCUUGGGUGAGACAGGACGUCCAAAGACUGCUUCCUCAACCUCUGUUAAGAGCACUGGCACUACUCCAAGUACACCAAGCACACCAAUGGGCAGUAGUACCCCUGCAACACCAUCUAACACCUCUCGGCCACCCAGAACUUUGGCAUUGAAGACAACAGCUGCUUCGGAGGCAAAGAGGGUUGCACCCAUUCCUCGUGCUCCUUCAAAACCCACUGUAGCAUCAGCUCCAAAGCAGCUCCGACCAACCAGUGCUCCAGCACCCGACCUAAAAAAUGUCAAGUCGAAAAUUGGAUCCACAGAUAAUAUCAAGCACCAACCUGGAGGAGGGAAGGCUAAACCAAUAGAGAAAAGACCUGAACCGGUAAGAUUGAGCCGAAAAGCUGAAUCCAGCACUGUGACUCGAGUUACUAAAACCACAACCAUGAAAGAUAGCCAAAAACAAACCAAUGGCAAAGUCCAGAUUGUGAACAAAAAAAUCGACUACAGUCAUGUGCAGUCAAAGUGUGGUUCUAAGGAUAACAUUAAGCAUGUUCCUGGUGGUGGUAAUGUGCAAAUUCCAAAAACUAAGCUGGAUGUGAGUCGUGCAUCGUCAAAGUGUGGAUCCAAGACAAAUCUAAAACACAAAGCAGGUGGUGGGGAUGUGAAGAUAGAGACCACCAAGACUGAUUUCAAGAACAAAGCAGAGUCAAAAAUUGGAUCCUUGGACAACCUCAACCAUACUCCAGGAGGAGGCAAUGUGAAGAAUGAGGGUGAAGAAGAAUCAGAAUCAGCAACGAUCAGUCAGAUUCCAGAAAAUGGGGAUCUGACAGGACAAGCUGAGAGUGGGACACAGCAAAAUGGAGUAGGGGAGGACCCCACUGCCAGGUCUACCGAAACUCACAGCCAAGAGUUACAAAUACAGGAGACAUAUUGAAUCUCGCAAGUUGACGUUCCGUGAGAAUGCCAAAGCCAGGACAGACCACGGAGCAGACAUUGUGUACAAAUCCCCCAACGUCUCAAACAAUACCUCUCCUCUCUGCAGCAUGUCACUGACAGAAAGCCUCAGCUCCCUCGGAUCACCGCAGCUUGCUACUCUCUCUGAAGACCCGUCUGCCGCUCUAGCACAGCAGAACUUGUGAAUUUUUCUUUCCUUCCUUCUUGUUCUUUUCAAACUACAUUUAACCAAAACAAGAAGUUUAGCCUCAUUAACAGGAUUUGUGCUUUAAAAAGGAGUUGUUCCUAUUGAGUUAUUUCAGGGCUGGGUAGCUUUACUGCAAUAUUUUAUCUGAAUUACUCCUCCCUUUGGGACAUUGUGAGAAAUAACUUAAGUUUGUGUUCUUUUGGGGUGACAGACUGGCUCAGUGCUUUGGUUUUUCCAUCAAUGUAUGGCAGAACAGUUUGGAGACUGAGUACAGGAGCUUGUUGGAUCAUCUGUUAAUCAAUGAAUAAUAAUAAAGGGUGCUACUUCUAAUUAAUUCAAACACUCAAAUCCCUGAAAAGCAAAUGUAAAACUUGCCUUUCCAACAACCAUUUAACUAAAUUAAAAGAUUUGUCUGUUUUGUGUAUCUUUUUUCCGAACUGCACUUCCUCAUUUAGUACCUCCAUCCAUGAAAUUCUAAUAGCAGUUCUAAAUUAACAUUUUUUAAAAAAAAAUUUGCCCUUCUGCCUGAAUUUCUAACAACUUACAAAAAUUAUAUUUCCAUUUUACUUUGAAAGUUAUUGCUUUCCCAAUUCUUCCUUUGUCCUCAAAUAAGUAUCAUUGGAAUAUUAAGAUUGACAUUGAGAAAGGAAGGAUGAGGACUGCAGGAGUAUAAAUAUACAAAGAAAAUAUUCAAAAGAAGUGUUUGCGGUGAAUGGUAUUGAGAAAUUAUCAAACUUUAAGGGUUUGUUUAAAAUCUUUUUAAAAACAAAACACAGUCAUUAUUAUUAUAUAGAAUGAUACAUUAUAGGAGGCAGCUAAUGAUUAUUUUUCCCUUGUGAAAUUCUGUAAUGUCUUGGCCAUGUUUCUCUCCAGUGGUAUUUGCCAGAUUCCUAUGCCAUGAGAAUUGUAGUUUUGGGAGUUGAUCACUGCUCACUUCCUUUUUAGGCAUUUUAAUGGAAUUAUAAAAUCUUACAUUUCGCCCAUCAAUCCUGUGCCAAUUCUUUAUAGAGCUUUCCUGUUACUCCCAUUACUCCCACUCUUUCUUCAAAACCCUCUUCUUUAAUUUUCAGUUUCAUAGUGGGUCAACAUUUCUACUUCUGGCCUGUGAAAUAGUGAGAGCUCCAUUCAUUACACUCUCAUUUACUGAGUCUGGUGUUUAAGUGCAGAAUUAAUUUAUUGUCACUCAAAUGUCAUUUAUUUCAGCCACAGUGAGAACUGAGUGGGAUAGAGGACCAUCUUCUACCUGAACCACUUGUUAUUGUUUGGUGGUUCAACCGAGUCAAGAGCAUUCAGAGCACGCUGGUUUGAUACUCAGCACGUUAACAAGUGGGUGCACUUUAAAACCAGCCUUAUUAACAUUAUUCAAACUGAUCUUGACUGAGGGCAGAUGGGGAUUAAAAAAUAAUUGAAAUGUAAAACCAUGAACCAGCAGAGAAUGGUUGUGGAUAUGUUUGCUGUCAAGUGUGUGCCCUGUAAGGAGAUCUAUUGAAGCUAUGGGUGUUGAAUCCAUCACUCAAACCAAAUUCCUGGAGUUCCGAAAACCUAGAAUCUCAAGCUGUGAACUUGUCCCUCCCAUUUAACAUUCUGUUUUUAGUGAGUAGAAUAUAGUAGGGGAAAGGUGAAGCUAUCAGGACCUGUAUACAGGCAAAGGUAGUCAACCUGAAAUAUUAACCCUGCCUUCCUCCCUGCAGAGGUGAGGUGCUGUGUUUUCACUCUCUCCCCCUUUCAAUUGAAUGUCACAUCCUUGGGAAUCUUCUCCAUAAUAAUAAAGAACAACUUAAGAUAAAAGCCAAUCUGUUUAAAUUUGUGUUUUGCACAAGUGAUAUGGCUAAAAUGUUCGCUCCAUCCAGUGUGAUCUGAUUUUAUUUUUGAGGACCCUUUACCUGUUUUCAAAAGUGUUUAAAUUUAAAGCAUAUUCCCAAAUGCUGAUGUGUUGAAAAGGGACUGUUUUGCUUUAUUUUAGCAUCUCUUAUUGGGACCACAUAUGUGAUUGUUAGUGGCACCUUUCAAAAUGUGUGCUUGCAGUAAAGUUGAAAUAUCUCAAUGUCAUCCUUAAAUCCAAUUAAAAUAAGCAUCCAGGGGUGACCUAUCCAGCUACAAACCUGGUGGGAGGGUAAUUUGGUUAGAGGGAGGGCUAGAGUCACAACUGGAUUUUUCUGUGUAGUGAUUCAAAGCCAUUACCUGCUCUUCCUGCAUUAAGAACAAGUCCUGUUAGUGAAUAAAACAGAGGCAUCUUUCCCUCAGUCUUUACAGCUUCUCUGUUACUGCCUCAGUGUUUAAAUCUGUUUCAAAAGAAAACUGUAAAUUGUUUUAACUUAUAGAUUUCUUCAAAAGUUAAUAUUUGGUGAUGAAGUACUGACCAUUGUAAAAUGAGUGGUGAUUUAAAAAUACGAUUAACUUUGUUUUCUAAGCAAUAUAAUCUUAAAGGUUGUGUUAAGUUGAGUGCCAGCUUUAUUAGGAGGAGUCGUUUCAGUUAGGAUGGUGGUCUGGGUUAGUGUCUUCCAGGAAAGUUUGUUUGCAGUGGAGUUUGGUAUAGAAAGCAGGUGGGUAUACGUGGAAGUGAUGUUCGUACAGAAUUAUAUGAAAUGAAAAGGAAAGAAAGGGAGACUUUUAAAACAGCAUGGUCAUAAAACAAUGUGUAGCAAUGAGCCGAGUUUUAAUGGACGAUAUGACGUUGAAGUUAGUGACACAAAAUGGUAGCUGCCACAAGUGAAUGAGUGGAGAUAUAGGUUCCUUGUCCCUUGUGCCUUGUGUGUAUUUAGAUUUAUCAAACAUAAACUUGCAGGUUUCGCUCAUGCAGUGGGUGAGAGAUGUGCACAAUGCAGUUGUGUUCAGUAACUGGCCUCCAAAGAAGGAGCUCGGACUAUAAAGUACUGAGUGUCUUCACCAGCACAAAGGGAAUUCAUAUAAAUUAUCUGUUUGAACAACACGAGAUCAAAAUUCUGCAGAGCAACUCCAGAAAUGUGUGCAAUAUUGUACCCUUCCACAGAAUUUUUAAAUUUGCAUGAGGUGAGAAUGAAGCCCUGAUCUACAGAAUGUCUCCUUCAGUUUGUGGAAGGCCAGUACAAAGUCAGCGAGACCUGGAUGUCACCAGAGGCACGGAGCUCUCCAUCUCUUUUCUCAAUAGUGUACUGUCUGAUGUGGUAGGUGGAGAGAUAAAGUUUGGUAUCCUUAUUUGGGAUACAAAUGAAAGAUGUUUCUGUUGGCGAGUUAAACCCUGCCUAAUUUGGGGAGGUAGACCCAAACUGAUAAAGGCAGAUGAAAGGGGUUAACCAUGGAAGAUCAUGUGUGAAUUGAUGAAUCUGGCUUUUACAACAGGGCUUUACUGUUCAGGUGAAGUAGGUUAUUCUGGUGUAACAUUCAUGUUUGCUUUAUCAAGAUUUGGCAGACAGUGGUAACUCUUGCUGAAAAGGAUGUACAGUGUUCCAAACUUGCUGCUGUUUAUCUUCAGCCCAGUGCCAUUUGUUGUGAAUUUACUGCCUCUGCUCCAGUCUGUCCCAAUACCAUCACUGCUUCUCUCCAGCCUUGCAUUGCAUUUGCAAUCGUAGCUGCACUUAAGCUUUUAACACUAUUCAAAAUAGCUCGUGUUUAAUAUAUAAAUAUAUUUUCUGUUAUUGUUUACACUUAAUUCAAAGUAGCUCUAGAAGAUGGCUGUUUAUAACAACAUUUUUAUUCUCUGCACUAAUGUUCAGGUGUGUGUUGAGAGAUGGAAAGGACUGUGUAGCGUUUUGAGUUAUCUUUUUUAAAAGACGAAAGUUUGUUUUGUAUAUGUGCGUGUGUGUGUUUUCAGAACUUACACCAGUGGAAAGAUAGCAAACUCACUUUAACUGGUCCUUAGAUCAAUGACUUCAGCGUUACGUUAGUGUACAGCUUGUGCCCAAAUGCAGUUUUGUUUUUUGUGUGAAUUAGGAUGGGUAUGAGAGCUGUCUGGGAAAACUAAGAUUCCAGUGAACUACUGUCCUGGAGUUGCUGGAGGUUUAGCACCGUUCCUGAUUGAAAAGUGUCUCCAUAUUAGACAUUCAUGUAACACCAGGUUUCUGUUUUCCUAUUUCACCCAUUACCCCUCUUGUUGAAAGGAGUGAUUCAUGCUGGGGCUGUACCAUUUUGUGGGUGAGGUAAUUCUGAUUUACUCAUCGAUAUGGCCAUUCCCAAUGAACUACCCAUAAGUAUGCCAAUACAUGUGUCUGUAACUGAACGUGUUGUAUAGCAAACAAGAACUCUUUUCCAGCCGGUCAGACCAUCAGUUAAAAUUUUGUUUCUUGAAUACUGUAGCAAGCCUUCAGGAUUUAUAACAGGAACUGGAGGGGGGAGUACCUAGUUUUGGAAGCUUUUUCUGCUGUUAGCUUAUCUCAGUCGACUGAUCAAGUGAUAUAGUGUCAGUGGCUGCAGUAGAUCCCCUAGAUUGCUAGUUAUCUUCCAGGUCACGUUAUCCCCUGUCCAUCUCCCACUGCAGUUUUACAUGUAGCAAAGAAUGAGAUCACCUUUGUUGUUACAACCAGUCUUAUUGGAUAUUCUGUACACAAUGUCUGGGAGAAUUAAGGAGCCCCACAAGAGUUUCGGCCCUUCAGGAAAUGAAAGAGUAGAAAUUAGCGAGUGAUGUUAAAGAAAUGGAGAGGUAUUAAUGAUGUUUAUUGGGUUUUGUAUUGGCUUUUAGAAGCACCUUUGUUGUGAAUCAGUCUGCUUUGUCCUUUCCUUUCAAAUUCCCAUUAGGGGAGAUUAAAGGGUUAGGGCACGUGUUUGGUGGGCCCUUCUCUGUUUUCAAUAACUUGUUAAAAAUCUAUUGCUAAGAGCCAUUGCUAUUCAUCUUUGCUCCAUUUACCAGUGGAAUAAGAUUAGAUUCAUUUCAGUACAAGAAUACACAUUUGAACAAAAUUGAUUUUUAGGACAAAAGUGGGAUUGCUGUGAGCUCGAGAAUCCCAUAACAGAUUGGUUCAGGUUUACAAUUGUGUUGAAAAGUGCUAUAUAAAAAUUUUUGCAUCCAACAGUUUGUAAAGAAUUGUACAAUCUGCUCAGUGCGAGGAUUUCAGAUGUUAUGUGCAUGUAUAUUUGUUACCAGGAUCAAUUUAAAGUGAUGUUUUGUGCUGCUGUGAUUGUGAUUACUUCCUUUUGCAUUGCCUUUGUGUGGCUUGAUGUGAAUUGGUCUGUACCAGAAGCAACUGAUUCUUUGACAUCAUUUGAAUGCCGUGUGUUUUUAAACCGCCAUACCACUUCCCAGUACUACCUGGAGUAGAAAGAUGCUAUUGUAGUGCAAUUAUGGGUGGCCAACCAGUCUGAGGAAACUGUAGUACAUUCACAACUGACAUCUCAACUUUCUUGGUUGAGAGAGAGAUCUGGGAGCGUGCAUGAUGGAAAUCAGCCUGGGUUGUCACUUCUAAUGGCUAUUCGGCAACUAAAUGUAGGACUAAUGUAUCUAAUAAAUGUCCAGAGAAAAGAAUAGGUUUAGGUUGCUUCUGUAGACAAAUAGCUCACCUAGAUUAUUAGUCAUGGGCGAAGUGCUUAUGAAAGCAAGAUCCAACUCUUUGGUACAUGUGGAGGUGGGGAAUAAUCUGGCAGGCCAUUAAAACUUGGAGUCUAAUGAGAGCCACUUUAGGGAAUGUGUAAAUGGUAUUUCAAUAAUCAGUGUGACUUGAUUCCAGAGGUAAUGUUCGAUAUGACCUAUAAUGUCCUCCUCAUCUUGAUGUCACCCUCCCCUCUCCUACUCACCAUCCACCGAAAAAAUUUCCUCUGUUACUGUACCACUGUGACUCUUGGCCACACGAGAUCAUCUCCAGAAUGAACAUAUUUGCUUGUGAAUUGUUCCUUUGAAUGAAUAAGCAAACUUUUGUUUUGCAU